CGCCUCUCUCCUAGCAACGGCUUGGGCAGCGUGCCAAUUAGAGUCGAACGCUGCCUGCUGUUAGAUUUAAAUUCUGGAGGGAGGGACUUAGUGGGAUUGACGUGUCAGUGUUGCGACCGCCAGCCAAUCAGGAGGCGGGAAAGGGUUUAACGUCGCGUUGGAUUUAAACUGCGCUGAACUUUAUUCAGACUUCAGGCGAGAGAAAGAUCGCUUGUGUGGCGUUAUUUUAUUUACACAAUUUAAACGGAGGCAUAAUUCUAAUUAUUAUAAUUUUUUUAAAUGCAGAUUUAUUGCAUAAAACAGGUUCGACACGUAAAAAUUAGUUUUUAUGUUUUUUUUUAAUUUGAUGCAUUUUUUGAACUUGAUUUCUUUAUAAAGUGUCGACGGAACUUAAACGUUUUGGUUGAAUGUGUAAAUGUGUGUUGACUUUAGAUUAGCGUGAAGUCUUUUUAUUAUUAAGCUAACUUAAACCAAGAUUAAAUAAUGCUCCGGAACAACGUUACAAUAGAAACGUGCGAUCUGUCAAACUGCAUAGAGUUCAUUAAAGAUCAGCUGUAUUUUGCUAUUCUUCAUCAGAAGGUGAAGAGCACACCUGACAGACACUGUUUCUGCAUCGAUGAAGAGCUUUCCUAUGAGAACUUCUAUGCGGACUUUGGCCCGCUCAAUCUGGCCAUGUUUUAUCGCUUCUGUUGCAAACUCAACAAAAAGCUGAAGUCUUGUGCUCUUGCAAAGAAAACAAUUGUGUUUUAUACCUGUGGUGACCGAAAGAAACAAGCCAAUGCUGCGUAUUUGAUCGGCUCUUUUGCUGUGAUGCAUCUACAGAAAACACCAGAAGAAGCAUACAGCCUUCUGGUCUCUCAAAAUGCGUCUUAUCUUCCUUUUCGAGAUGCAUCUUUUGGAACUUGCAUGUACAAUCUGAAUAUCCUUGACUGUCUGCUGGCCGUUCACAAGGCUCUGCAGUUCGGCUGGCUGGAUUUCUCAAAGUUUAAUGUGGAGGAAUAUGAACAUUAUGAGCGGGCAGAAAAUGGAGAUUUCAACUGGAUAAUUCCAGGGAAGUUUUUGGCUUUCAGCGGCCCUCAUCCAAAGAGCAAAAUUGAGAAUGGAUACCCUCUUCAUGCCCCUGAAGCGUAUUUCCCCUACUUCAGGAAGCACAACAUCACCACCAUCAUCCGGCUCAACAAGAAAAUGUACGACGCCAAGCGUUUCACAGACAUGGGCUUCAAGCACCACGACCUGUUCUUUGUAGACGGCAGUACGCCCAACGACGCCAUCGUCACCAAGUUCCUGAACAUCUGCGAGAAUGAUGACGGAGGCAUUGCUGUCCACUGCAAAGCCGGUCUGGGCCGGACAGGGACUCUGAUUGGCUGUUAUAUGAUGAAACACUUCAGACUGACUGCAGCUGAAGCCAUCGCCUGGAUCAGGAUCUGCAGACCCGGUUCGAUCAUCGGACCUCAGCAGAACUUCAUCGAUGAAAAGCAGGCGAGUCUGUGGGAAGAAGGUGAUUUGUACCGGCAAAAAAUAAAUGAGCAGGAAAACGGCUCAAGCAAAGCAGCAGUGGCUGGAAUCCUGUCUGGAGUGGAAGAUAUUUCCAUUAAUGGUACAAACAAGAACAUUUCACAGAGGAAAACAGCCUCUGAAACGCACACUGAGGAAGAGGAAGAGGAGUGCGGAGGACUCACACAAGGCGACAAACUUAGAGCUCUGAAGAGUAAGAGGCAGUCCAGAGCAUCCACGGGUUCAAUAUCGUUAGAAGAAAAUACAAUUCACUCCAAAUCAACAUCAAGGUCAUUAAGCUCAGAUAAAAGGAAAAGGACUCGGGCUUCUCUUGGAUCCAUCAGGGCCACUAGCCCUUUACAUUCAAGGCUCGCUAAAUCUUUAGGCAGCUUGCACGUAACGGCCUGUGAAAAGGAUCACGUGUUUUCUGACGUUAGCGCUGGCUCAGUGGCCAACUGUAAUUUCAUCAAGCAGUCGAACUUAAAGCACUUAAGCCACGCGGCCCAGAGAUCCUCCUCUGCCGUAUCACUGCAGCUCUAUGGCCACAGUCUGAGUUCCUUCAGCUCAUAACUCCAUCUCCAAAGCUCGAGCUCCUGUCCUCCGCUGAAACCCGCCGUGGAUCCAGUAAAGACCAACAUCGCUGCACUGAUAUCCCUCGAGUUUUACUUCUUCAUGGUUUUGUCUAAGUGAUCUACUAUAAACUAUACUCAAACUGUGUUUACUGAGAAAUCAGCAGAUGUUAACCAUUUUUAUUUGAUCAAGAGAAAGCAAUGAGUUUAUUUUUAAAUCAGAGAGCUUUAAGCAUAUGUGAAAUUUGACUUUUUAUGCCAUUUGUAAAUAUCAUGAGUGUCAGAAGCUGCCUUUACCAUUACGCGUUGUUACUAAAUCUGUAAUGUUGCUUUUUUUUCCUUUUUUUUUUUAAUACUGUAUCGAGUACUUUAUUAAUACUUACAGAAAUGUGACAGACUGUAAAUAACCGAAUGUGAAUCAUACUGUGCUAAUCAUGACUGAAAGCUGUAUAUAGGCUGGAGUUUGAUUAGACUGAAAGGACUGUGUGUUUGUUUUGUUUUUUUACUGUAAUUACAGCAUACCUUUAUUUUGGUGACCCAAUUUAAAUCAUGAUUAUUUCACAUGUAAAAUAUAUAUAUAUAUAUAUAUACAUAUAUAUAUGAUAGGAAAGGAUUUGAGUCAUGCCUUUUAAUAAAUCCUUUCUGCUAUUGCAAAUGUAGUUGUUGAAUAAACAUCAUUAUAUAUUUCUGUUUACUCGCACUUAGAAAGAAAAUAAUCAUUUAACUAAAAUAUAUAGACAACAACUAGUAAAGAAACCCAUAGCAUGUGAACGACUAAAAAAUUAUAAACAAAAUUAGUAAAAUUAAAAUGAAAAACUCAUUCAAAAUAUUAAUAAAAACGAAUAGAAUUUCAAAAAUAAGUAAAUAUAAUUGUUCAGGUUAUGCACAGAUCUAAUUUAUUUGACUAGAAAUUGCUUUAUGACUGCAAUCUCCAAAAUUGCUUAAAUUCUUAUCCAGCAAACAAACAAAUGUAAAAGUUACUUUAGGGUUGUGGGACGCUUGUUUAUUGUUUAAAAAUAGUUUAAAAUUGUAUAAUAAAGUUGAUCUGUGAAAUGAAUAUUGGGUGGGACUCGAUGUCUGU
Molecule: messenger RNA, 3144 nt
Organism: Onychostoma macrolepis
Lineage: Eukaryota; Metazoa; Chordata; Actinopteri; Cypriniformes; Cyprinidae
Gene: cdc14b
Product: cell division cycle 14B
Exons: 16
Coding region: 484-2064 (526 amino acids)
Biological process (GO): cilium assembly; positive regulation of cytokinesis; regulation of exit from mitosis
Cellular component (GO): nucleolus; mitotic spindle; spindle pole
Molecular function (GO): protein serine/threonine phosphatase activity; protein tyrosine/serine/threonine phosphatase activity
Source: RefSeq, a predicted model, not a curated record